Echinops telfairi (small Madagascar hedgehog) is the source of this 2025-nucleotide messenger RNA. It is a transcript of the gene CHST8, whose product is annotated as carbohydrate sulfotransferase 8. NCBI's taxonomy places the organism in Eukaryota, Metazoa, Chordata, Mammalia, Afrosoricida, Tenrecidae. The record is from RefSeq and is a predicted model, not a curated record. Bases 431 to 1705 code for a protein of 424 amino acids. Gene Ontology annotation, molecular function: sulfotransferase activity. Gene Ontology annotation, cellular component: membrane. Gene Ontology annotation, biological process: carbohydrate biosynthetic process; proteoglycan biosynthetic process. The transcript has 4 exons.
CUAGCCGGCUCUGGCGGCGCUGCGGGAGGAGGGAGGGCCGGCGCGGCCACCGAUGCAGCGGCGCUGGGAACUGCCGGGUCUGGAGGUAGAGGAGGAACGCGCCACCGCGCCGUCUCUCUCUCCGUCUCCCGCGCGCUCCGCCCGCCGGCCGCUGGCCCACAGCCCGCACCCGGCUCCUUGGGUGCGGGAGGACCCUCCCAGGGGGCCGCGCUGGGGCGCGGGGGAGGGGUCCUCCCUGCUUCCCGGUGACUGGGGCGGAGGCUUCGGCGAGGAGGAUGGCGCCCGGGAGAGGCGCCGUGGCGCCGAGAGCACCAGCUACGCCAGACUCGGCCUGAUGGACGGUUGGUGUGGACAAUGAGGGAAGGAGGUGCCGCCCACACCCCAGAGGUGACCUCAGAACGAGCGCUGGAAGCCCCCGAGACCCGGCACCAUGCGGCUGGCCUGCCUGUUCGCCUUCAUCCUCCUGUUUGGAGCUGCGGGCCUGCUCCUCUUUAUCAGCCUGCAGGACCCCACGGAGCUGGCUCCCCAGCAGGUGCCAGGAAUGAAGUUCAGCAUCAGGCUACAGCCACCCCGCCAAGCCUACCCACCAGGCAGUUCCCAGGAUGGUGACUCAAAGGUGCCUACACAGAGGGACACCCGGGGCUGGCCCAGUCUGGUCCCCAGGGCCCCCAACGCACAGUGGGACAGCCGCGGGCCUCUGGCGCAUCGCCCGCCUGGACCUCAUCCCAAGGCCAGGGCUCCACUGCGAUUCCAGCAGCGGCGGCGGAGGCUGCUGAUCAAGAAGAUGCCAGCCGCUGUUACCACACCCGCCCACAACCUGACCAGCACGCUGGCCUGGCCGGGCCCCCGGGAGCCGAGCAGCCACUGGGUCCACCUGCAGCAGCGGCAGCAGGAACGCAAGAGGCUGAUGCACGAGGCGUGUGCCAAGUAUCGGGCGAGUGGCAGCCGCCGGGCCGUGACACCACGCCACGUGUCCCGCAUCUUCGUGGAGGACCGCCACCGCGUGCUCUACUGUGAGGUGCCCAAGGCUGGCUGCUCCAACUGGAAGCGGGUGCUCAUGGUGCUGGCUGGGCUGGCCGCGUCCACCGGCCACAUCCAGCACGACACGGUGCACUACAGCAGUGCCCUGCGGCGACUGGACACCUUCGACCGCCAGGGCAUCCUGCACCGCCUCAGCACCUACACCAAAAUGCUCUUCGUGCGCGAGCCCUUCGAGAGGCUGGUCUCGGCCUUCCGGGACAAGUUCGAGCACCCCAAUAGCUACUACCACCCCGUCUUCGGCAAGGCCAUCCUGGCCCGCUACCGGGCCAACGCCUCACGGGAGGCGCUGCGGAGCGGCUCCGGGGUGAGGUUCCCUGAGUUUGUCCAGUACUUGCUGGACGUCCACCGGCCCGUGGGCAUGGACAUCCACUGGGACCACGUCAGCAGGCUCUGCAGCCCCUGUCUCAUCGACUAUGACUUUGUGGGCAAAUUUGAAAGCAUGGAGGACGAUGCCAACUUCUUCCUGAGUCUGAUCCAGGCGCCCCGGAACCUGACUUUCCCCCGCUUCAAGGACCGACACUCGCAGGAGGCACGGACCACGGCUGGGAUCACCCACCAGUACUUCGCCCAGCUCUCCACCCUGCAGCGGCAGCGGGCCUACGACUUCUACUACAUGGACUACCUAAUGUUCAACUACUCCAAGCCCUUUGCAGACCUGUACUGAGGGUGGGCCCUGCCUCUGGCGCCCCCUGCCCAGGGCAGGAGUUGGGGUGCAUCGUACCCAAGUGGGGGACAGAGGUCCUGGUCCAUGGGUGGGACCCUUUCCUUCCCUCCUGGGAUGGAGAAGCCCUUGGGAGUAGAGUGGACACCCCAGGUAUCCCAUCUGCCCUCACUCCAUUCGGCCUAAUGGCGCAAGGACCAGGAAAGGAUGGGGGCCUGGCAGCAAGGGAUGUCUGGUGGCCCCUGAACCAUUGCCUCCUUCCAAACCACACGGUGUGCGCUUUUCUACAGCCCCAGGAGGUCCCCUGGGGACCCGGCUCUAAA